CGAAGACCUGGGAGCAGAGAGGGAGUCAAAAUGUUUCGCUUGUUUUUCGCCUUAGGUCUGGCGUUUUUCCUGAGUUCUUUUGCAACCGCUUGUCAGGAUCAGAGCUCUUCGUGCAGAUGCCGCGACGGUAGAGACGGUAGAGAUGGCAUGCCUGGUCGAAACGGGCGCGAUGGGAUAUGUCCAGCUCAGUGUCAACCAUCACCACCCCCAAGUGGUGCAAUUAAGUUUGGAGACACUGCUGACAAGUGUACACAGAGUAUUGCUGGCACCGUUCGUUACAGUACUUCCCAGAAUGCCUUGGAACUCUGCAAUGGCAGCGCUUGGUUGCUAUUGGUGACAGCCACUCCCGUGUCCUCUUGUAAGGAACAGUAUGACAAACACAAGUCGACAAAGAGUCAAGUGAUUCCACUGAUGUUUAGUUCCCAGAAGAUUCCUGUGUACUGUCACAUGGGAAACUUUGGAUGUGGAGAUGGAGGAUGGACGCUGGCCAUGAAGAUCGCUGGCGACAAGAAAACGUUUCAUUACGAUUCUCCCUUUUGGAGCGACAGAAAAGGCUAUAAUCUUGCAGGAGGAACCAGUGGGUUUGAUUUCCAAGAGACCAAGUUACCGACCUACUGGGAGACACCCUUCUCCAAGAUCUGUCUUGGUAUGAAGAUCGACCAUCAGAUCAAGUUCAUUGUCAUCAACAAACAUGCAAACUCUCUGUACUCACUGAUCGCUGACGGCCAAUACCGCGCCACCUUACUGGGCCGUCACACGUGGAAGAAGUUGAUUGGUUCACAGGCCUCCUUGCAGCACAACUGUAACAAGGAAGGGUUCAAUGCUGUGUGUACUAGAAGUAACAAUGCUAAAGCAAGAAUCGGCAUCCUUGGUAACAACGAAAAUGACUGCAGCAGCUGUGAUUCAAGAAUCGGAUUUGGUACAGGCGGGUAUCCUGAUGACUCCAACACGUGUGGAAACGAGGCACUCCACUCACCAGAUAAUGGAGACAAACACAUCAAAGCCAUGGGAUACAUUUUGGUGCAGUGAGAAGAACUUUUCCUCGUCUUUAAGGCCAUCCAAAGCAAAAAAAGUAUCUCAUGACAAAAAAGCUCGUAAGUCAUCAUAACUGCUUAGUAGCCCUACGAUUUUUGUGAGUAGAUUUUAAAAUAAAAGAUUGUUGUAAAACAAGCAAAAAGUUGGUGGUGGGAAUAAAUGUUUCUGACUUA
Orbicella faveolata is the source of this 1208-nucleotide messenger RNA. RefSeq names its product putative skeletal organic matrix protein 5. The record is from RefSeq and is a predicted model, not a curated record. NCBI's taxonomy places the organism in Eukaryota, Metazoa, Cnidaria, Anthozoa, Scleractinia, Merulinidae.